AUGUUUGAAACAAUAUUGCUCUCCCUCCAAACUCCGGGCCUACAUCGGACACGUCAAACCCCGACCACAAUUGAAAACACCUGGAAUGGCCACCCCCCCAAUGGAUACCCCCGCGAUGGACACCCCCGCGAUGGCCACCGUCCCCCCCAGCUUCCUCUCCCUCAUCGACGGCGUGACGAUCGGGUCCUUCCUGCUCGUCGCGCUGCUGCUCUUCCUCGCCUACGCGCUCUCCGUGUUCCUGCUCCCCCGCGCACGAGCACCAAGCUGCGCAUCAUCUUCAUCUGGCACCUGUUUGACGGGCUGAUCCACUUUGUCUUUGAGGGCAGCUUCCUCUACUACUCGUUCACGGCGCGGGCGGCCACGGGGCUGACGGGGCCGAGCUCGCACGUGCUCUGGGGCGACAGCGCGGUCGCGUAUGGCGCGCGACACUCGCAGGCGCCGCUGGCAAAGCUGUGGCAGGAGUAUGCAAAGGCGGAUUUCAGGUGGGGGGAGAGCGAUAUCUGUGUGGUGGCGCUGGAGCUGCUGACGGUUUUUGUGGGGGGGCCGCUGGCGCUGUGGAUUUGUGAUAUGGUGAGGAGGGAGGAUCAGAGGAUGUGGUUCUGGGUGACGGUGUUGGCUACGGGGGAGCUGUAUGGCGGAUUCAUGACAUUUGUGCCCGAGUGGCUGACGGGAAGCCACAACCUGGAGACGAGCAACUUUAUGUACAAAUGGGUGCACCUCUUCUUCUUCAACACAAUCUGGGUGUGGAUCCCGCUGUGGCUGCUGUACGAGGCCUACAACACGUUCCUGCCCGCGCUGCAGCUGCAGGCCAUGGUCAGCACCGUCUCGGGCACUGCGAGUGCGCUGGGCGGGGCCACCUUUGGCGCCGACAGCAGCGAAGAGGAGGAGGAGGAGGAGGACAGCGAGGGCGAGGGUAAGAAGGCGAAGUAG
Messenger RNA from Morchella importuna, 930 nucleotides. RefSeq lists its product as uncharacterized. The record is from RefSeq and is a predicted model, not a curated record. Gene Ontology annotation, molecular function: cholestenol delta-isomerase activity. Gene Ontology annotation, biological process: sterol metabolic process. The coding region runs from base 1 to 930 and encodes 309 amino acids. Gene Ontology annotation, cellular component: membrane; endoplasmic reticulum. NCBI's taxonomy places the organism in Eukaryota, Fungi, Ascomycota, Pezizomycetes, Pezizales, Morchellaceae. The transcript is spliced from 4 exons.